This is a messenger RNA of Scatophagus argus, 3435 nucleotides long. RefSeq names its product zinc finger DHHC-type palmitoyltransferase 18a (gene zdhhc18a). The transcript is spliced from 9 exons. Gene Ontology annotation, cellular component: endoplasmic reticulum; Golgi apparatus. The record is from RefSeq and is a predicted model, not a curated record. NCBI's taxonomy places the organism in Eukaryota, Metazoa, Chordata, Actinopteri, Scatophagidae. Gene Ontology annotation, biological process: protein targeting to membrane; peptidyl-L-cysteine S-palmitoylation. Bases 420 to 1805 code for a protein of 461 amino acids. Gene Ontology annotation, molecular function: protein-cysteine S-palmitoyltransferase activity.
UGACGUACGUUGGCUGACGGCAAAAAAGGAAACGUGAACUGCCACAAGAAGCUUGAUCCGAAGCCUGUCUGUAUGUGUCGAUUUUUUUUUAAAGGACAAGCUAAUAUAAAUGAAAUAAAUAUGAAUAGUAACAAUUAUUAAUGGCUUUAAUGUAACUACCAAAGAUGGUAGUUAGCCUUGAGUCAACUCGGGAACUGAUUCAGCUCGUGAAACUGCUACGGAGGAGAAUGUCUUUGCUGGUCCGCUAGCUAGCUAGCGUCAGUUUUCAAGAUGGGCAACUGAACGCUAAUCGAAAAAGCGAAAAAAUAUCAGCGUACAAUGACUGAAUCUUGAGAGUAGCGUCUUUCCAAAACGCGGCGAGAAAAGAGAGUUUCGUGGGUGCCUUUAGCUACCUCGCUAACCGCGUCGAUACUGUUUACAUGAUGAAGAACUGCGAGUACCAGCAGAUUGACCCGCGGUCGCUGUCGGUGUCGCCCUCGUCCGCACAUAACCACACCGAGAGGAAAGCGCAGCGUCCCCGGAGGAAGUGGGAAGUGUUCCCUGGGAAGAACAGGUUUUUCUGCGAUGGAAGGAUAAUCCUGGCCAGACAGAGCGGCGUGCUUCCUCUGACACUGGGCCUUAUUGUUGUCACAUGUGGCCUUUUCUUCGCAUUCGAUUGCCCAUUCCUGGUGGAGCACCUAACAGUUUUCAUACCUGUGAUUGGUGGGGUGCUUUUUUUGUUUGUCAUCAUCUCCCUGCUGAGAACCAGCUUUACAGAUCCAGGCAUUUUACCGAGGGCCACCCCAGAUGAAGCAGCAGACGUAGAGAAGCAGAUAGAUACCUCAGGAUCCUCUACCUAUCGCCCCCCACCACGAACCAAGGAGAUCCUCAUCAACCAGCAGGUGGUAAAGCUCAAAUACUGCUUCACUUGUAAAACGUUCCGUCCUCCUCGGACCUCCCAUUGCAGCUUGUGUGACAACUGUGUGGAACGAUUUGAUCACCACUGCCCAUGGGUAGGGAACUGUGUGGGCAAACGUAAUUAUCGCUUUUUCUACAGCUUCAUCAUCUCUCUGUCUUUUCUGACAUCUUUCAUAUUUGGCUGUGUCAUCACACACAUUACCCUGCGUUCUCAAGCAGGUAAAAGCCUUGUUCAAGCCAUUCAAGAGAGCCCUGCCAGUGUGGUGGAGUUGGUGAUUUGUUUCUUCUCCAUCUGGUCUAUUUUGGGCCUCUCGGGCUUCCAUACUUACUUAGUAGCCUCCAACCUCACAACAAAUGAAGAUAUAAAGGGCUCUUGGUCAAGUAAAAGGGCUGCAGAAGAGUCUGGGAACCCAUACAGUUAUAACAGUAUUAUAACCAACUGCUGUGUAACGUUAUGUGGCCCCAUGCCCCCAAGUCUGAUUGACAGAAGAGGUCUCCUGCCUUUUGAUGAGGCACCCCCUGCUGCCUCUGCCUCGGAGAUAGAGCUCCCUCCGUUCGUGGCCAAGAACGAUGCUCACAUGUGCACUCAGAGCACCAAGGAUGUGUUGGAGAGGGCAGUCCACUCUUUUGAAUUUCAUGAUCUGUGCCCCCCCUGCACCCCAAAGACCACUCCGCUGGGCCUGAAGGUUUCCGCCACAUCAGCACCUUCCCCAGAACCUUCAGCCUCUGCUGGCUGCUCCCGACAGCCUGUGGCAGGCCCGUGCCCCCCGUUCAGCAGCAGCAGCAAGAGGGACUCGCUGCACUCCAUCAACCCAGCCUUCCGUCUGGCCUCUCCCUCCCCAUCGCUGAGCCGUGCCACUUUGACUCUGGGAGGUGCACCUGACCUUGGUUUUAUCCCCAUACCCUGAGUGCACCCAUUAACCAUAAGAGAACAGGAGUCAGUGCUCUUGUCCCUGCUGCACUCAACACUUCUGUACAUCUCUGUUUCCGGCUCCAAAGAAACUUUUUCGUCGCAGUCGGUCAUGCUGUCUUGUCGUUUGUAUCUCCAGAUGUCAUUCUUUCGAGUCGAUCAGGCUUUAUCAGCAAGGGUUUUAUGUUCUGUGAGUUUUAUCAACUGUGUCCUGUGAUAUACUAUGUGUGUUCUUCAGGAUGGAGGUGAAUCUUAGUAAUACUUGGAAGCACAAUAUAGAGAUAUUUUUAUAACACCUUUUUAUGAAGACAUCCAGAACAUGCCUCCACACCUUCUGCAGAACCUCAAGCCAUACAUCACAACCACAGUGUUUAAGUUCUUGCUAAUAUAUUAUGCAAACAGGUCUUUGAAUCUGGGAAUACUCACGAUAGCAGUAAGUUCACAAACAGGAGUUUAGAUUUACUGAACUGGCAUGCUCUGGUUAGUGAGCCACUUCAGGAUUAUGAACUCAAGAGUUAGCCUUUUGUCAUGUCUCGUCACUUCCUGUUGCCUAUGUGUACAUCAUCCCAGUGUCAUCGGGUGAACCCAGCUUGACAGUAUUAGAUGAAUGAGCUGUCAGAGUUUGGAGGGAAGGCAAGAUUUGUUUUUUUUCUUUUUCUCUUAACAACCUUGCUUAUCAAGGUUUUUGCUGCAAUCUUUGUGUUUUGUAUAUCCGAUGCUCUGAGGCUAAAUGUUACAUUUUCUUUUUGUGAAUUGUAUCACUUUAGGAGUAUGUAAUUGAGACAGGAUAACAGGUAAAACCGAGAGAUAUUUUAACCAGAUACUUUUUCUGACUUAUAUUUCUGAGUGGAUAUUAACUAACUGAAAUAGUUCCUUCACAUAUUUUAUAGUGUCCACUUGCUUUAUCCAAUUUGUUGAAUGUCAAAACCAAGUGUUUAAUUUAAUACCAAAUUUGCCGCUGCCUACCAGGACUUGGGUUGCAGUAUUCAUCACAGGUUCAUCGCGCUGGUUUCUAUUAAUGUGAGUUCCAUGAAUGCUUUCGAUUUGAGUGAGCAUCUGUUUUUUGACUGUAUUUCACAAGUGAGUUGGUGGUUACAGCACGGGCUUGACGUAUGGAUUGUGUCAAGCAGAGUGAUUUUUGUUUGUUUUUAGGGAUGCUGAUGAGGCCUCUUUACAUGCGCGGCAAGCUGACAUUUUUAUGGCUGUGACCUUUUCCUCAUCUUACAGCAUGAAACUUUAUCCUCCAUCUGUGAUGGUGAAGUACAGUUUUGCAGGUGUGAAUGGCAGCAGAGUGGCUAGUUCAUGCCACUAGGGGGCAGCAAAUGACUAAGGGAUGCAGCUUUGUGGAGGACAGUUAAGCAACACGAAAAUCUGUUGUCUUUAUUUUGUGAUGUUUUAUUUAUUUUUGUGUAAUUGAGCUUUGAUGCUGUACAUAGGUUGUGAGUUUGUGAAGAACCACUUUGCCAUAGUCAGUGGGGUCAUUCAUGUAUCAACCUGCAUAGACCCAUAGGAUGUGUAAACAGUUGCAAGCAGUGCUUGUAUAAACAAACCUGGUUGCUUGUAUUUUGUAGGAUGUAACAGUAACAUUUGGUCAAUAAAAUGAUCGCUUUUGUUGCCUUUGUUUUUUU